Molecule: messenger RNA, 1596 nt
Organism: Anolis sagrei ordinatus
Lineage: Eukaryota; Metazoa; Chordata; Lepidosauria; Squamata; Anolidae
Gene: SYP
Product: synaptophysin
Biological process (GO): regulation of neuronal synaptic plasticity
Cellular component (GO): synaptic vesicle membrane; presynaptic active zone; synaptic vesicle
Source: RefSeq, a predicted model, not a curated record
UCCGAGGCUGUUCCAGAUAAAGGGCUCCUCCUCCCGCCGGUCCCAACCUCCCCUGCGCUCUGCUGCGUCGCCCUCGCUUUUCCCCAAGCAAAGAUGGAAGUCGUCAAUCAGCUCGUAGCCGUUGGGCAGUUCCGCGUCUUCAAGGAGCCUCUGGGCUUUGUGAAGUUGCUAGAAUGGUUCUUUUCCAUCUUUGCAUUUGCAACAUGUGGCAGCUACACCGGAGAAUUUUGCCUGAGUGUCGAAUGCCCCAACAAGAAUGAGAGUGAUCUCAGUAUAGAGGUGGAGUUUGCAUAUCCCUUCCGGCUCCACCAGGUGUAUUUCGAUGCCCCGGCUUGUAAAGGGACUGAGCAGGAGAAGGUUUUCUUGAUCGGAGACUAUUCCUCCUCCGCUGAGUUUUUCGUCACCAUCGCAGUCUUUGCCUUCCUGUACUCCUUAGCUGCCGUUGUCGUCUACAUCUUCAUGCAGGACAAGUACAGGGAGAACAACAAAGGCCCCAUGAUUGAUUUUGUGGUGACAGCUGUCUUCACCUUCAUGUGGUUGGUGAGCUCCUGUGCUUGGGCCAAGGGGCUUUCCGAUGUCAAGGAGGCCACUGACCCGGACAACGUGAUUAAAAGUGUGAGCGCAUGUGGAGAACCCAAUGUGAAGUGCAAGGAGAUACGGGAGCCGAUCGCCUCUGGCCUCAACACCUCUGUGGUCUUUGGCUUCCUGAACUUGGUGCUUUGGCUGGGGAACCUGUGGUUCGUGUUCAAAGAGACGGGAUGGAGCGCCCCCUUCAUGAAGUACCCCCCUGCCCAGGAGAAACCACCGGCACCCGAGGCUUAUGGCGACGCCUACAACCAAGCCCCAGGCUAUGGACAGCAGGAUACUUAUGGGCAGCAGGGUGGCUACCAACCCGACUACAGCCAGCAGGGCUACGGUCAGCAGGGCGAGUUCGGCCAGCAAGGUGGCUACGUCCAAGGCGGGCCCACUUCCUUUGCAAACCAGAUGUAGGCGGGUCCCUACCCGCAGUAGGAGGAGGCGCUGCGAGGAGGAAGCCGCCAUCCUGUCCCUGCCCCCCAUGUCCCCUUGUGCAGGGGAAAGGGGGGGCGGGUGGGUGCUCGCGCUGGGAGGGGGCUGGCGGGGUUCCCCCCUCCCAGGAUGAAUGUAGAUGUUCGUGCUGUUUAUAUAUAUAUAUUAUAUAUAUAUGAGAAACUACAACUAGAGAUAGAGACCGCCCCCCUCUCCCACUGCCCCAUUGCCUCAUGCACACACACAAGCACACACAACACACUGCCCUACUCCAUUCCUCAACCCGGGACAGCUCCUUGACCACCCACACCACUCCUUUUAUACCACCCCCCAUCCACCCUCCGGCCCUUUCCCUCCAGGAUUCCCAAUAAAGCUAUACAAUCUCCCCUCCCCACCCCGAUCCCUACCAUUUGCCCUCCCUGUGCCCCUUGAAUCUCAUACCCGACAGUAUGGAAGGCACUGCAUGACUCUGGCAUCACUCUUCCGACCCUGCUCCCUGCACAUGGCAAACCCACCUCCAUCUCCUCUCUGCAUGCCCCAAUGAAAGUGAGUUGGUCAUGGGAGGAGGGGGUCUGAGGUGUGCGGGGG